AUUUUUUAUUCAAUAAGAUUUCAAAACCCAAUUGAAUUUGGCUCGAACAAAUCUAAAUUAAACCUAAGCUUCACUUUCGGAUGAUAUAAUUACUCAGCUAAAAAAGGGGAAAAAGACAUUUUUUUUCUUUCCUUCAGAAAAAAAAAAAAACCACUUGAAAUCUCGUUUUAUAACUUUUUUAAUGCCUGCCUCCAAAGUCAACUAAUUAACUAAGUAAAAAGAGACCAAAAACGCAAUUCGAAGAUAAAAAGGACAGAAAUCCAAGACGUCAAACGCUCUAUGCAGAACAGCAGCUGAGGCAGCUUCACUGCUUUGAGAAGAACCCAAAAGGAAGAAAUGGGUCAUGACCAAGAGGAGGAGGAGACACCAGCAGCUACCCCGACGACCACCGCCAGCAAAGACCAAGAGGAAGAGACUUGGAACCACCAGAUACAAACCCUUAUACUAGAGCUUUCUGAGAAGCUCAUAACUGGAGAUCUUCAGGCCAAGAUUGAACCUGCUAGAGAUAUAAGAAAAAUUGUUAGAAAAUCAUCUGUUAAGAAACGUUCAAAGUUUGCUGCUGCUGGCGUUAUUCAGCCUCUUGUUUUCAUGCUCUUGUCUCCUAAUCUUGAUGCACGUGAAGCUUCUCUUCUUGCUCUCCUCAACCUCGCUGUUAUAAAUGAAAGAAACAAGGUCAAUAUAGUUACAGCUGGGGCUGUCCCUCAUCUCAUAGAGCUUCUCAAAUUGCAAAACAGUGGUUUGAGAGAAUUAGCCACAGCUGCAAUAUCAGCACUCUCAACUUCUGCACCUAACAAGCCCACAAUUGCAGCCUCUGGAGCUGCACCCCUUCUCGUUCAAAUCCUUAGCUCUGGACGUGUUCAAGGAAAAGUUGAUGCUGUCACUGCCUUCCACAACCUAUCGACCUGCAAAGAAAAUUCCAUUCCUAUUCUUGAUGCUGAGGCAGUUUCUCCACUUAUCAACCUCCUCAAAGAAUGCAAGAAAUAUUCCAAGUUUGCUGAAAGGGUAACAGCCCUGCUUGAAAUCCUUUCUAAAUCUAAGGAAGGGAGAGAUGCAAUCACCAAUACAGGUGAUGGGAUAUUAACCUUGGUAGAGACUGUUGAAGAUGGCUCUCUUUUCAGCAUGCAGCAUGCUGUUGGAGCUUUGCUUUCUUUGUGCCAGGGCUGCCGAGAAAAAUAUAGAGAACUCAUUCUUAAAGAGGGUGCAAUCCCGGGGCUUCUGCUACUAACUGUAGAGGGCACGAGCAUAGCACAAGAAAGAGCUCGUGUUCUCCUGGAUUUGCUCAGAGAUAGUCCUCAGGAAAAAAAAUUGGCUUCUUCAGUUCUGGAGAAAAUUUGUAUGAUAUUGCUACCCUGGAGAUGGAGCAGAUAAAGCAGCCGUAACCGCCAAGAGGUUACUGGAAGAUAUGGUUCAAAGAAGUAUUUAACUCACAUGAAACGCAUUCAACAUAGGGCUGCCUCUUGCACACCUGCCAAAGUUCCAACUGCAUGAUGCAUUCUGCCCUGGAUGCAAGUAAACCAGUUAAAAUUUGUGUCCAUUCUAGAUCACCAUCCAAGAGAGUGGGAAUCAAUAAGAGUAAAAUGUCAUUGAUUAAGUUUUACUAAGAGUUUUUCCCUUUCGGAGGUGCUAUUUACUACCCCAAGGGUAUGUUGUACAUCUUGACGCUUCCUCGUGUGUAUAUAAAAAACCUGUGUCAUAAUACAUGUAGAUUUCCACUGAUGAAAUCAUAGUAGAUGCUGCAUUGAAUUAAGGUUGUGACCAAAUACUUUCUUUGACCAAAGUUGUCUAAAGCUCCCUUUUUUAUGUACUACUUUUAAUUAGAAGAUUAUCGCCAACAAAGUUCAUGGUGGUUCAAAACCCAAGACCACUUAUUGUUAACCUUAACUAUUAGACAAUCCCUCGUGGGCAUCCUGUUUUAAGUUCUUUGGUUUGAUGGAUAGUUUGUGCGGUCAGGUUAACGGGUAGUGUGUUUCCAUUGGCAAAAAGAAGUAAUUAAACCCUCAGAUUCAACUGCAACAGUCAAAAUUGCUCAACUUGUAUUAGCAGAAGUUGCCAGAUGAGCAGCAACAAUAAAGAUUUUGGUAUGUUGAUUGAUCAUUUGUUGAGACAUCAGAUCUUAUGAUUUUUGCAACCAAAUGUUGGAAAGUGGUGUUCCUGUCAGGGGACAUGAUUAAAUCCUCCACCCACAUGCGGAUCACAAAUACCAGAAAAUCUGGGGUCCUUUCUUCCCUAUUCGUAAGAUUUAUAAUUGAGAAAUCUUGGUGGUCAAAACUGUUGAUCCAAAAGGCAAAGCAAUUGGUACAAAAAAUUCAGUCUGCCCCAGUUGGAUUAUACUUUUGACAUAAAGAAAAACCUUCGAACAAUGGAGCUUUGAAAAGCUGCAAUGGAAAAGCAGCUUCCAUGUCUAAUCCCAUAAUGGCAGAGACUUACUGGAAAAAAUGAAAAAAACCCAUCGUGAAAAAUGAGAAAAAAAAUAGGCUGUUGAUGUUGAUGAUGUGUGAGUGUGAUUGUGAAGAAGAGACAAUGGACAACUAACAACUAACCAAUUUAAUUGACAAAUGACAAAAGAUCAAGCAGCCGUUUGGACGGUUAAAAUUAGCAACAGAGAAAAAAUAUUUUUUUCUCUUCCUUACGGAAAAUAUUAAAGUUGGUUUCUUAAGGGAAGAUGGCUGAUGCUGUUGAUAUUGGUAACCGAUAAUCCAACUUGAAUUAUGUUUGGUGGAUGGCAAAAUUAAUAAUCCUCU
Durio zibethinus is the source of this 2741-nucleotide messenger RNA. The record is from RefSeq and is a predicted model, not a curated record. Lineage: Eukaryota; Viridiplantae; Streptophyta; Magnoliopsida; Malvales; Malvaceae.